This is a messenger RNA of Racocetra fulgida, 190 nucleotides long. NCBI's taxonomy places the organism in Eukaryota, Fungi, Glomeromycota, Glomeromycetes, Diversisporales, Gigasporaceae. The record is from the annotation of a GenBank genome assembly.
AUGCCACAAAUGAAUAGAAGAUCCAACAUUUCAAUUGAAUCUGGAAUCAAUUCUUUUCCUGAGCCACUUGAUAGUCAACCCUCCAAUAAUAGUUAUCACCAUUAUAUUGCUGAUGAAGAUGAAUCUUCUUCAGAAGAUAAACUUUUUCUUCGCUUGAUCAACAUUGUAAUUCAAGCUCCUUUAAGGAAUC